Messenger RNA from Fusarium tjaetaba, 1107 nucleotides. RefSeq lists its product as uncharacterized. The transcript is spliced from 4 exons. NCBI's taxonomy places the organism in Eukaryota, Fungi, Ascomycota, Sordariomycetes, Hypocreales, Nectriaceae. The coding region runs from base 1 to 1107 and encodes 368 amino acids. The record is from RefSeq and is a predicted model, not a curated record.
AUGGAUGAUUCUCCAGAGACGGGACGGGUCCCAGACCCAGAGCAGCCGGAAAUGUUGGAAGCAGAAGCAGAAGAGCAUCCUUCACCGCACCAGUGGUCGGAUUAUUACCACAUAGACAUUCCAUCCACGCCAACUUCUCCCACAUUUUCACCAAUGUCGCCAACGUAUUGGUGGCCUGAUGAGGCGGACGAUUCGCUGCCUCAUUGGAGAGACCAUGUGGACGAGAUACCGUUGUUGCCUAAUCCACGACCUCGUGCCCUCACACCGCUAGGGUUCCAGGAUGAAGAUCCUAGCGAAGUGAUUGAGAGGCCCGCUCCGCUUUUCCAAAAGUCUCCAUGGUUCAAUCUUCCUCCCAACAUUCGACGGGACAUUCUGCGACUGGCCUUUGGUGAUCGACGUCUUCACAUGAGCUUAAGCUUUAGAGAGAAAUAUACAUCUGAUGACGAGAAGGUCGAGUCUUGGCGGUGGUUCGGUGGCAUUUGCCAUCGGGGACAGACGCUUAGGCCUCGAGACAUAGCUGGGGGCCAGCAAAGGUUUUGGGAAGAUGAUUGUAAACAUGGGGAUACCGAGCCCCGCAAUCCUGGUUUGAUGAGCUGGCUUCUCUCGUGUCGGCAGAAUUAUGCCGAGAUGAUUGACCUCCUGUACUCGAGCAACACGAUUGCCAUGUCUGGCGAAGCAAUAAUAUCACAUAUCGGGCAGCUGGUGCUCCCUCAGAGGCUUGCUUCUAUCACUUCUCUCGAAAUCAGGUGGCCUCUUCAAAGAGAAAACGAAGCGUGCGCUGGACACUACGAUGUGCACACAAACGCUAUACGCAGGAUGCUCCAUCCAUUCCAGCUAGAUGUUGGUCAUAUGAGCUUUGUGCUGGAUACGCUGUCAAAAACAAGCUUCCCCAAUCUCCGGAGACUUCGCAUAUCAUUUGAGAAAGAGUACAAUGAGCGUCCUAUCUCCAACCCUGAAGCGCACGAUAUAAUUAUCAACAAGCUGUUGCAGUUUGUCCAGGGCAGACCCAAGUUCAAAGAAUGUCCCAACUGUGGACCUGGAUUCGAGGGAGCCUCCAAGAUCUUGGUGCAGGCACGUCUGGUGCGCUUCCGAUGGGAACCUGCAUAG